Messenger RNA from Acanthochromis polyacanthus (spiny chromis), 3603 nucleotides. RefSeq names its product ankyrin repeat and LEM domain-containing protein 1-like. Gene Ontology annotation, molecular function: endonuclease activity. The record is from RefSeq and is a predicted model, not a curated record. The transcript has 5 exons. The coding region runs from base 87 to 998 and encodes 303 amino acids. NCBI's taxonomy places the organism in Eukaryota, Metazoa, Chordata, Actinopteri, Pomacentridae.
AGCCCCCUUUUGCAUUUAUGGAAAUGUAAAAAAAACAUGCAGUGAGUACAAGCAGUGAGGAUGCCAUCCUCUAUGACUUACAUUUCAUGCGGACUGGUAUGAAGGGGAACAAAGGAAAAGAGAACCAGAAACCCCAGACUGUGGUACAGAAAGAGGGAAGUGAUGGCGCUGAGGUCAGAUUGUUCCCAGAAACCAGUAGGAUUACUGACAAGGAACUGAGAUUGAGGCUAGUGGAGCUUGGAGAGAGUCCGGGUCCUAUCAGCAGGCACACCAGGCCCACCUACCUUCGGAGGCUGCGUCACCUGUUACAGGAAUCAAACUGCAAAUCACAGCUUGGCCAGAAACAGACAGACCAACCGCAAACAGAUUUCGAAUAUAGUCCAGAAUUGCGUCGGGUACUGCAGACGUUCGAGCUGCCUGGUUGCCAGGAUGACGAGCAGGCUUUGUGUCAGCAGUUUGACCAACCAGAUCAGAACAGGAAGUGGAGGGAAGGCGUCAUCAAAUCCAGCUUCAGCUACCUGCUGCUGGACCCAAGAGUGACACAAAACCUCCCGUUCCGGAGUCACACCAUGACUCCACAUGAAUGUUUCCAGACUUUCAUUCGUGCUAUAUUUUAUGUUGGCAAAGGAAAACGCUCUCGCCCCUACAGUCACCUGUAUGAGGCUUUAGAGUACUACAAAGGGGAAAAAACAUGCAAGAGGCUGUGCCCCAAAGUGCAGCACAUCCUUCAGGUGUGGAAAGCAGAGAAGGGCGUCAUCUCUCUGCAUUGUUUCCAGAAUGUUAUUCCAGUGGAAGCUUACACAAGAGAGGCCUGCAUGGUGGAGGCCAUCGGGCUGAAGAUGCUCACCAAUCAGAAGCGAGGGGAUUUCUACGGCCUGGUGUCCAACUGGCAGGUGAAGAGGAAACGGGAGCUUGGCAUCCACCUGCUGUACCGGGCCAUGCAGAUCUUCCUGGCUGAGGGUGAAAGACAGCUCAGACCAGCAGACAUCAGACAGUAGAGACACCCACUGGAGGGGUGUAUGAACAGUAGUAAAACACCAACACACAGAGGGAACAAUACCACUACUUCACAAAGAAAUCCUUUGUUGGUCAAACGUUGGGUGACAUUUAUAACAUCAACAGCUCUUGAGCUGUUCUCUCUCAUUUAGUUAUCUUCCUACUACAAAUGAACUCUGAUUUCUCAAUUCUCAGUUCCCAGUAAUAUACAUUCCAUUCUCUAUACACCGUUUUAUCCUCACUAGGGUGGAGGGGGUGUUGGAGCCUAUCCCAGCUGACUCAGGCGAAGGCAGGGGACACCCUGGACAGGUCGCCAGUCUGUCGCAGGGCUACAUAUACAGACAAACAAUCACUCUCGCAUUCACACCUACAGGCAAUUUAGAAUAAGCAAUUAACCUCAGCAUAUUUUUGGACUGUGGGAGGAAGCCGGAGUACCCGGAGAAAACAUGCAAACUCCAUGCAGAAAGAUCCCGAGAAAGCCGGGACGCGAACCAGGGAUCUUCUUGCUGUGCAGCCUCAGUAAUAUACAAUUUUUCAAAAGUCAUAAUAGAGCUUGACUAUACAAUAUAAUACAAUACAAUAAUUAAAAUCUAGAUAUCAAAUACAUGAUCUUUAUAACAUAAGCAGCUUUUGAGCUGUUAUCUUGCAUUAAGUUAUCUUUCUUCUGCAAAUGAACUCUGAUCUUGUAGUUUUCAGGAAUAUACGAUUGGCCAAAUGUGAUAUUUGAGCUGGACAAUACAGGCAGACAAACGUUCGAUAGUAUACCAAUGUUUAAAAUAUUUGUGUGGUGCAAAAAACAGAAAUCAUGGAUUUGAACACCAAGUAACAAUUCUUAAAAAUUCAUUAGAAUUAAACAUAAAAAUAGAAAUAUUUAAAAUAAAAGCAUAAGAGUGUCAUUAUAGGCCAGUAAAACACUGUAAAGCAUUAACUUUUUACUCUGAUACUGUGAGAAAUACAAUUAUCCAUCUCAACAAAAACUCAAGAGCAAAACAAUUUCAAGCAUUUAAUAGGAGAAAGAAUCUGUGGUGACAAUUUCUCAGCUUUCAGACUGUUAUAGUUUUAAAAAUAAAGCCUCUUGACUAUAAUAUGGGUUUUCUUGACUGUCACUUGCACAAUACACUUAUGACAUUUAAUGGAGUUUUCUCUUUUAUAGUAAGUAUAAAAGAGAAGUGACUUACUGCUACUGUGUUCUCUUGCCCUCUUUUUUUUUGCAUUUAUGUAAAUGGUGUAAAUGGUGGGAUUUAAUUUGUAAUUCUCUGUGCCAUGUUGUUUGGUGUCCCUCUAGUGGACAGAGGAAGUCUUUAAUUUUGUUCUUCGAUGCAGAGCUUUUCUCUACAUACAGUAUCUGGUCCUUAACCACUAUAUUUUUUUUUGAAACUAGUGUUUUGCGUUACCAUUUGAGGCAAUUAUUUCAUGGUGACCUAUAUUUUGUGUUGAAGUCAAAUACUGCUAUUUCACAAAAAACUAAAUUAAUUUUCACAAUCAGAAGUUUAUUUUAAUUCUAAUCACAGAGAAACAGCACAAAUGUACCAUUUUGACAAACAAGGACUUCAUUUCUUUAAAAAAAAAACAAUUUAGGCAUUAAUAGUGUGCAUAAAAAUUGCUAAAUUGCUUUGGGGGAAUGACAUUUUUUUCCUGUUAUUAAAAGAUACACAUUUAAUUUUGGAAGAAUAGGCUUUAAUUACUCUUAUCAGGACUCAUUCAGUUUCAUCUGCAGUCCACACUACAGUGCCAGUUAAGCAAUAUUUUCGUACAAGCAUCACAAAGGUGCUCUAUGGGUCUAAUGUCAGUCCCGAACACUGUGACCCAACUCGCACAUUGAAUUUUCUGAGGACGAUUGAGGAAUGAGAGGUUGCCUAUCUCCUCUGAGUAAUUACUUUCUCAAGCACACAUUUUGCAGUUUAGUCUCUUUAAAUAGCAGUCUUAAAAGUGUGCAGAGUAAGUAUUGCGCAGUAUCAUAAAACAGAAGUAUAUAUCUAAAAUUAUUCAAUAGAAUACAAUAUUGUUAGUCUAUGUAUAACGCUUAGAAUUACAGUAAUGGCCCAUGUGGUUCAAAAAUGAAACUCACGACCAUUUUAAGAGGGGAUUUCCAGUUGCAGAAGUACUUUUCUUUAUCUUUGCUGGUCAAGAAGUGGUUUUAGCACAGAAUCAGUCCUCUUUUAUUGAAGUACUAAUCAGGUGCUUUCCUGACAGGGUAGCAAAACAGUUUUCUGAAAAGGACUUUUAACACACCCAACAGAAUACAGCGUUCAUAUGGAGAUGUUUUAUGAGCAUACUUUUACCAGUGAAGAACUGAACCAAAUCAUACUAUAAUAUAAAUGAACCUUAUUUUUACACUGACUUUCAUACAAGAAAUCUAGCUGUAAUUGCUUUUCAGUAAAGAAAUUGCAUGCACUGAGUGCUUUAUGUCUAUUAUAAUGUCUAAUAUAAUCCAUUAUAUAUGUGUGUGUGUGUGUGUGUGUGUGUGUGUGUGUGUAUGUAUGUACACACACACACACACACACACACACACACACACACACACACACACACACACACACACACACACACACAUAUAUAUAUAUAUAUAUAUAAUAAAUAAAAUGAAAUAAAAAAGAAAAUUUUAAG